Molecule: messenger RNA, 288 nt
Organism: Protopolystoma xenopodis
Lineage: Eukaryota; Metazoa; Platyhelminthes; Monogenea; Polystomatidea; Polystomatidae
Source: the annotation of a GenBank genome assembly
AUGUGGCCUGUCAGUGUGGAUUCGUGCUGCAGCGAUUGUACCUACACGCCGGUUUCUGACAUCCCUGCCCCCUCCCGAGUCCCACCCAUCGCCAGUUUGCCGUGGCAACCUAAGCUCAAUAUGAUGGAAGAGGCUAAAAAUGGCAGGCAAACGAACUUUUGUAGGGAGUGUGUGUGUGAAGCAACCUUGUCGCAGCAAAAGCGUCCAAGGGCUAUGCCCAACCUUCGCAGUAAAUCACAUCCAGCCCGGAAAGGAGGCCGAGUCGUUGCUUCAGCUGCCCCACUUUGA